AUGUCCGCUCAACAGAACAAGGCUCCCUCCGCUGGCACUAAGGUCACCGCCGGCGCCCCCGCCACCAGCGAACCCACCGGCCCCGUCCCCUCCGGCUCCCUCGCCGCCGAGUCGGCCACCAAAGGCGGCGCCUUCGCCGCUAACACCGGCGUCGACGCCUCUUCCACCGUCCCCGCCGGCACCGGCUCUGCUCCCGGGUCCGGCGCCUCAUCGAUCCCCGGUCAGGCCGGCGCGGCGCCGACAUACGUGAACAACCAGUACAUCCGCGACCCCAAGGGCCCGCACGGCGCCAACAUCACCGAGGGCUUCGACGACAAGAACACCAAGGACGGCGUGCAGGCGGCGAUGAAGGCCGAGAUCGGCAGCGAGAACGACCCCAGCCGCGUGGCGGAGCAGCAGCUCAAGCUGAGCCAGACCAAGGGCGGGCGGGACGCCGGUCCCAGGCAGACCGAGGCCGGGGGCCAGACUGUGUACGAGAACUUGAAGAGCGAUGUUCAGGCAUAA
Molecule: messenger RNA, 504 nt
Organism: Colletotrichum karsti
Lineage: Eukaryota; Fungi; Ascomycota; Sordariomycetes; Glomerellales; Glomerellaceae
Exons: 2
Coding region: 1-504 (167 amino acids)
Source: RefSeq, a predicted model, not a curated record